AUGUGCGCAGCUCAAGCAUCAGGAUGUCCACGAGGACCACCAGGUCCUCCCGGUCUACCUGGAAUGCCGGGAGAGGAUGGCCAGCCAGGUCUUCCUGGAAGAGCAGGAGGAGCCGGUGUGGCAGUGGAAGGACAUCACAGUGGAGGUUGCAUUUCGUGCCCAGCCGGACCUCCAGGUGCACCCGGUCCAGAUGGAGCUCCUGGUCCAGCCGGAGCCCCAGGAAAUCCAGGAGCAGACGGACAAGGGAUGGGAGGAGGUAUGGCCGGACCACCUGGUCCUCCAGGCGCACCUGGACAAGAUGGACGACCUGGUAGCCCCGGACAAGAUGGAGCCCCAGGAGCACCAGGAACGAGAUCCUUCGGACUUCCAGGACCAGCGGGAGCACCCGGGCCAGCAGGUCCACCUGGUAUGCCAGGGCAAGACGGUGGUCACUCUGGUACAGGAGGCCCCGGACCUGCAGGACCCCCUGGUGCUCCUGGCAACGACGGAGCACCAGGAGCACCGGGAGCUCCUGGAAUGCCUGGUGGCAGUGGAUCGCCAGGAUCAGAUGCUGCUUACUGCCCUUGCCCUGCACGUAUUGGAGGUGGAGCACCUGUAGGAGGUGGUGGCGGCAAUUACGGCGCCUCCGGUGGAAGAUCGUAUUCAGCUGGAGGAAGAGCGAAUGGAGGUAACUACAACGGAGGAGUUCGAGGUGGCGGUGCUCACGAAGGCUCUUUUGAUGAAGUUCGUUUCAAGAGACGCCGUGUCGUUUACACCGCGGCAUAG
Molecule: messenger RNA, 765 nt
Organism: Cooperia oncophora
Lineage: Eukaryota; Metazoa; Nematoda; Chromadorea; Rhabditida; Trichostrongylidae
Source: the annotation of a GenBank genome assembly